AGGCCAGGGAUUUUGUGACACUCCAGAGCCGGUUUCUUUCUCGGUUCAUCUUCUCCAUCUUUUCCGCCGGCAGAUCUUCAUCUUCUCGAUCUCCUGCUUUUCCGGUAGAGCUUCCGCCUCUUACUCCUCAUCUCCUUCCCUUUCUUCCUCUUUUCUCCAUCUCUCCUGGAAAAUAUUUUUUGGUUGACUGUGGAUUUGCUAAUCCACGACAAUUUUUAGCAUCAUUUCGAGGUGUCCGAUAUCAUCUCAAAGAUUUUGGAGGUCAAGGUCGUCACCCCCGAAAUGCAAAUGAGUUGUUCAAUCUUCGUCAGCACCAUUUCAGGACUACACAACUUUCUUCGUAAAGAGUAUCGUUCUGAUGAAUUUCCUCCAGAACCAGAACUAAAGUCGUCUUCUUCAUCAUAUCUGAACAUGGAAGAAGAAAAUUUUGAUAUACUUUCUCAAACUCAACAACAACAAAGAACAGAAGCUAAUGCUUGGAGACAUGGCAUUGCUGAAGCUAUGUGGGGCGAUCGACCACAAAAUGAUGCUAAUGAGGAGAAUGAGGAAGCUUGGUCCAAUAUGCUUUGAUCUCUUCUUCGCUCCUCAUUUCCGAUGGUAAUUCCCUUUUGACAUCUCUUCUAUCUCUUCUUCUACACCUCUGCAUCUAGAUCCGAAAAGUUUCAAUUUUGAUCAAAAUUUUGACCUUUAAGGGGGUCUCCGAUCUAUGACCAUUUGUUUUGCCUCGAAAAAGCAAUGGUAUAUUUCUAUAUCUGAGGCUGGAAUGGUUUUAAUAAAUAAGAGGUUGUGAUGAUCUUUUUUAUAUGUUUUGUGAUAUUGUGUUUAAUGAACUUAAGGGAAUAAGACGUAUCUUGGCGUGGCUUCGUAGGCAUCGAGAAGCAGCCCUGGAGUUUUAGUAUCCUUUUCGUUGUGAUAGUAAACAAAUAUUUUAAAUUCUGAGCCUCUUUAUCCCCAUGUAGUUAUGGGCAAAUUACUGGAAAUUACACAUUGCAUUAAUGAACUGAUUACGGAGAUUAAAGAGGCUAUGAUGAUCUUUUUUAUAUGUUUUGUGAUUUUGUGUACUGAAAAAAAGGGGAUAAGACGUAUCUUGGCGUGGCUUUGUAGGCAUCGAGAAGCAGCCAUGGCAUUUUAAUAUCCUCUUUGCUGUGAUAGUAAAAAAAUAUUUUAAAGUCUGAGACUCUUUAUAGCCCAUCUAGUGAUGGGCAAUUUGCUGGAAAUUACACAUGCUUUAAUGAACUGAUUCCGUGAGAUUAAAGAGGCUGUGACGAUAUUGUUGUGUAUUUUCCAAUGCUUAUCCAAAAGAUUUGACGCCGUGGUUACAGCCAUGGCAAUCGUAUCUUUUUGUGUAGCAAUGGAAAAGAAUUCCGAGCCUAAAGAAAAUUUCUACUUUUUGAAAACAUAAUAUAAACUUAUUUAUAAGGUCUGGUGACAUUGAAUCAACAUUUGAAUGAGGCUGUGGCGAUUUUUUUAUGUGAUUUUCUGAUAACAAAUAUUUCAUCAAAUGAUUCGUAUCUUGGCGAGGCUAGCCGUAAAUUUGCCACCGCGGUUGCAGCCAUGGCGAUCUUAUCGUUUUCUCUGUAGCAAUGGGAAAUAUAUUCUGAGCCUUGAAAUAUAAAAUUUUACAAUUAAUGGAGUUGUAUAAACUGUAGUCUAAUGUAGUUUUUUUGGUGUCCAACUCUGAGCUUCAUGAACACUGCCUAAGCCUGGGCUAUUUUGUGGGAAUGGCAUGGAAGAUUCAAGGAAGAUGAUUCUGUGGAGGAGGCAUUCUGUGGAACAGGACAUUAUCUGCAACUUUCAUUGCACUGGCAGCUUAUUUGUUUGUACAUUAGUAAUCUUAUUGGCUGUGGGGAUAGUUUUCUUUUGUCCAUAAUUGAUUGUAUAAUUUUAUACACAGAGAUUUAAUGAGCUGCUGCCAUGUGUACCUAUUAUUUACAGCCAUUGGAUUUAGGGGUGGGCACGAAAUCCGUUCCCGUUGGACCGUUCCAAAAAAUCCCGAAUCCGUUUUGUAAAUGUACCGAAUAAUUGGGACACAACUUUUUUAUCCCGAACCCGUUCUGUCCCGUUAUCAAAUGGGACAUGAGCGGGACAACUUAAAUU
Messenger RNA from Cuscuta campestris, 2097 nucleotides. The record is from the annotation of a GenBank genome assembly. Lineage: Eukaryota; Viridiplantae; Streptophyta; Magnoliopsida; Solanales; Convolvulaceae.